Molecule: messenger RNA, 2580 nt
Organism: Anthostomella pinea
Lineage: Eukaryota; Fungi; Ascomycota; Sordariomycetes; Xylariales; Xylariaceae
Source: the annotation of a GenBank genome assembly
AUGGCGCAACCACCGCACAAGACCUGUACUUCGCUGGGUGGUAGGGAUGUCGAGUUCUUGCAUGAGAAGCUCCCCCUGUUGCAGCAGCAUGACGGCAAGGCCUGCCACCGCCGGCGGCAUGGUUGGUGCCUGCCUUCAGCCGCCGACUAUCUUCUUUUCAAAUUUGCUAUCUUCCUCUCAGCCAUCGGCGCCCUGCUGCUUCUAGCCUAUACGACCCGCUCCCGGUCAGCUCCGACUCCCGAGCCGACGCUUGUCCGGGGCACCUCGUUCCUCGACCACGAGACACCCAUCGGUGGUUUUGCUGGCCAGACCUUCCUGAGGGACAACAUUCCUUUCAUCGACGUGCCCGACGCGCUCAUCCAGGAUGUCUAUUACUACAGGUGGACUGAGCUUCAGCGGCAUAUCCGCUAUGUCCAGGCCGGCACUGGCUACAUGUUCACCGAGUUCAUGCAGCCUGUAGGCUAUGCCAAGGCCUUUGGUUCCAUCGAUGCUGCCGCUGGCCAUCAGAUUGACGAGGCGAGGUGGCUGAGGGGUACCCAGUAUGCCGACGACUACAUCCAGCUCUUUACCAGGGGCCCCGGUGACUCGCUGCAGUACACCCAAUGGAUCUUGGAUGCCAUGAGCCGCCGCGCCAUGGUCACCGGAGACCGGCGCUUCCUGUCCACCCAGCUUGAUGACAUGAUCCGGGUCUGGCAUGAGUGGGACGGCGUCUUCGAUACGGCAGCCGGUCUGUACUACUACCAACCCGUGUGGGACGCCCAAGAACUGUCGCUGCCCGGCUUCGUCGCCGACCCCAACAAUACGGACUGGACGUUGAGGCACGAUGGCCCAGACACCUUCCGACCUAGUCAUAAUGCCUACAUGGUUGCAAACGCCAGGGCCAUUGCCAGAGCUGCGAAGCUCGCCAACGCUGGCCUUACCGAGCUCGAGUUUUCGACCCUCGCAGACACCCUAGAGUCUGCCAUGUACGAGCGGCUGUGGGCGCCCGAGCAACGCUUCUUCAUGGACAUCAUCCGCCCGGGCAACCCCAACCUGACCCGUCUGAGUGGGAGACAGCAGGUUGGACUUUUCCCCUACCGCUUUGGUAUCGGCCUGAACGAGUCAUACGCCCAGCCAGCCCUUGAUUCCAUGUUUGAUACAGAAGUGUUCCUCUCACCAUUCGGCCCGACGACUUUGGAGAUCAAAGACCCAUGGUUCAUGUGGAUGCGCCCCAACGAACUCUGUUGUUAUUGGAAUGGCAUGUCAUGGCCAUACUCGACGGGCCACACGCUCAAGUCGCUGGCCGCCAUCUACCGAGCUGGGACCACCAAUGCUACGGCGGAUCAGUACCACCAGUACCUCCAGAUGUAUGCGAGGACUCAGCAGAAGAACGGGCACCCUUAUGUUGCCGAGUCCCACUGGCCAUUCAACGAUUCAUGGAGUGCCGAUGGAUGGAACCAUUCCGAACACUAUGAUCACUCGACCAACAACGACGACGUCAUCACGGGCUUGUUCGGUAUCACGCCGCAGCAAGAUGACACCCUCCAUAUAUCACCUAUUGUUCCUGGCAACUGGACAUACUAUGCCCUCGAAAACCUUGCCUAUCAUGGACAUCUCGUCACGGUCCUAUACGACAGAGAUGGCUCACGGUACGGUGCCGGAAAGGGGUUGCAUGUCUUUGUAGAUGGGAUCAAGGUACACAGUGGUGCCAACAAGACUGCCACGGUCCCCGUCCCUCCUCCGGUAAGAUCGAGAGAGGCCCUGGUCAACAUCGCGGCGAACCCGACCGGUCCUGGACAGUACCCCAUGGCGAAUGCAACGUAUACCAAUGCCGGCGACUACUACUUUAAAGCCAUCGACGGGGUCCUCUUCUAUGAUGAUAUACCUGACAACCGGUGGACUGACUAUGGAUCUCCCAAUCCGAAUGACACGCUCACUGUCACAUUUGCCCGGCCGAGGAAUGUGUCCUCGGUGACACUGGCGCUGUACUCGGAUGUGGCACGGGGCGGAGGCAUCGACGUCCCGGCCAGCAUCGAGGUGUACGGGUCUGACGGCCUCAUCACGACCUUCAACGAUAGCUCGAAGCUUCUGCCAAACGACCGCAACCAGAUCAGCUUCGGCCCGGUCGAAACCGAGUUCCUCGCGGUCAACCUGUAUCGCAAGUCAUCGAAAACCUGGGUCGGAGUCUGCGAGCUGGAAGUCUGGACACGACCGGUCCCGGGCCCCGAGUAUUACGCCGUCGACGCAUACCUCAGCGGGGCGGAAACCCGGGUCGUUUUUGAUAACGCAUCGCAUGCGACAGCCAACGGAGCUGUGGUUGGGGGGUUGGGGUCGGAUAGUAACGUGGCCUUCUCGGGGAUCGUGUCAGAUGGCGGCCAGGCUCUCCUCACACUCAGCUACUCCAACGCCGGAAACACGACAGUGAGCCUGAGUGUCGAGGUCAAUCAGGUACCGCAGACAAGUAUCAGUCUGCUACCGUCGAAGGGUAAAUACGCCAAUGCCACUGCCGAUGUCACACUGACCGAAGGUAAGAAUUAUGUGAGCAUUCGAGGGGGGUCGGACAGUCAGAACGUCAAGCUCGAGAUUUUGAGACUGUCAUGA